GCCGCCUCGGGCCCACCGUGGGCUGCGAGGCCGAGCCUGGGAGGCGCGGCGAGGGGAGCGGCUCUCCUCCUCCUCCGCCGCCUCCUCUUCCUCCUCCUCCCCCGCCGCUUCCCAGACUGCGUCGGCCGAGCGGAGCAUCGGCGGCUGGCGGCGGAGGCCGUCCCAGCAUGCGAGACUGAGAUGCCUGCCCGGGCGGCUCCGGCUACUCCGGCAUCAUCGGCAACGGCGACAUCGGCAUCGGCAUCAGCGGCGGUUGUUGUUUCCCCUCAGGCCGAAGCGCCCCGGAUGCGACUGCGAGGCCGGCGCCUGGCGCGGCACAAACACUUCUAUAGGACUCACUCGCCCCGCUGAGGCCGCGCCGAGGCCCUCCCGCCUCAUGGAGCCCCCGUCCUCCGCCGCUUCCUCCGCCUCCGCCUCCGCCUCCGCCCGGCUGGGCCGCCUGCGGGACUCGCACGGGAAGGUGGUCAGUAGCUGCCAAGAAAAAAUCCAGCACUGGAAGAAGGUUGAGGGUGACUAUGAAGCACUUCAGGACAGACUCAAUACGCUGCCCGACAAACUUUCAUAUGAUAUCAUGGUCCCCUUUGGUCCUCUUGCUUUCAUGCCAGGACGACUCGUUCACACCAAUGAGGUGACGGUUCUCCUUGGGGACAACUGGUUUGCAAAAUGUUCAGCAAAACAGGCCGGCGAUCUAGUAGAACACAGGAAAAAACGUGUAAGAAAAAUGCUGGAUGAUUUGGGGAAAGUGAUGAAGAAUUUCGAAUCCAAAGCUGAAUUCACCGAAGAUUUGCAGAAAAUGAAUGAUGCAGCAGGUGAUGUGGUUGAUAUCAGAGAAAUCGCAGAAAGCGAUGAGCCUGAAAUGAAAGGAAAGCACAGAACUGCUCACAGACCUCAUUCAAAACCAAAAAUCUGUGCUUUUGAGGGGAAUGUCGAGGAGAGCGGAACAGAUAAAAAACCCAAUGGGGACUUAAAAUCAGAAGAGGACCUUUGGGCCCGACUUGAUGAGCUGGAAAGACAAGAGCAAAUCCUCGGUGAACUCAGCAGGAUUUCUGAGACUAGCAAUGUAAAGGCAGAAGGUGCCUCUUCCUCUGAAGAAGAUGGAGAAGACAAAAAGUUAAACCCAGAUGUUCUUCAGAAGGAAGAAAAACCUAACACUCAGGGCAACUUUCAGAAGGACGUAACCGGCUUUGAAUCAUUCGGAAGUCAGCUUAAUGGCCCCAGUCAUUAUGGCAGCGACGACGAAGAUGAUUUCGCCAUUAGUGAGAAUGCUGUGCCGACAAUAUAUUUCUCCCACACUGUGGAACCUAAAAGGGUACGAAUAAACACGGGGAAAAAUACUACUUUAAAAUUCAGUGAAAAGAAAGAAGAAGCAAAACGGAAACGGAAGAACAGCAACGGAAAUGGACACGGGGUGACAGAACUGCCGAAUAUUAAAACGCCGGCAGAUAUUUAUCGAGUCUUUGUUGAUGUUGUGAAUGGAGAAUAUGUCCCUCGUAAAUCAAUUUUGAAGUCUCGAAGCCGGGAGAACAGUGUUUGCAGCGAUACCAGCGAGAGCAGCACCACUGAGUUUGACGACAGGCGAGGAAUUCUGAGAAGCCUGAGCUAUGAGGACGCGACCCAUAGCGACAACAGUGAGGGCAUCUUGGAAGAGGAAGAGGAAGAGCAGCGGGAGCAGAGUCCCCUUUCUAGAAAAGCACCUCCCUUGUCAGGAAUGUAUGAGGCUUUCUCAGGGACGGUUGUCGAGAAGGAACCUUUGUCGCCCUCCAUCAUACCACACCCAGUCAUUGCUCAUCCGGUCCUGCCAACCAUUUUGGAGCGGAACUCUGAGGAGAUUCUCUGCGAAGCUUCAGAAGAAACGACGAAGAGAGUUUCAAAAUUCAAAGCUGCCCGAAUGCAGCAGAAAAGCUAGAGCCCAUGUAAAGAGUGGACCUUGUUCAUUUUCACGAAAACGAGUGGCGAGGGGUGGUUUGUAAGGGAUGCUAGUAAGACGGCAGAUUGCUUUGACUUCAUAUCGUUCAUACUUAGACCUCUUGUUGAAAUUCCUUUUUUUUUUUUUAAAGCAAAGGAAACAAAUCUGUGAAGAAGCAUUUCAGAAACCUCUUUAUUUUCUUAAUAUCCCCGUGUGCAGUUAGCACCUUUAUACAUGUUUGCCUUACGAUAACAGCACAUGGAAUAAUUUUCAAAAGAAUAAUCCUCAUGAAGCUUUUUGGUUGUGCGCAUUCAAAGCUAAACGCAAAGCAGUUUUCUACCAGAAGUGGAGUUAAGAAAAAUAUAUACCAUUUGGGCUACUUGAAAGAAACUUUUCAACUUUCAGGUAGAACCAACCAUUUCUAUUUCAACAACUCGCUUUAUAAUGUUUUAAGGCGCUCUUUCCCCUCCUUCCCCCCGGCCCCCCCAUAUCCCUUAUUGUUUUGAAAAGGUUUGCUUUUAGGUGUCGGCUGACAAAUCAUUUCUUUCCCGCAGGUAGGAAACUUCUGAUGAUUUAAUUGUAUAGAAUCUAUGAAACGGAACGCCGCAUUCAUGUAUUUUGCAGGGAUGUUUCUUUGAAAGGGAAAAAAAAAUAUUGUAUUUUGUAAAAUUAAAUUUUUUGAGUAAAAAAAAAAAAUGG
This is a messenger RNA of Ahaetulla prasina, 2605 nucleotides long. It is a transcript of the gene URI1, whose product is annotated as URI1 prefoldin like chaperone. Bases 377 to 1906 code for a protein of 509 amino acids. Lineage: Eukaryota; Metazoa; Chordata; Lepidosauria; Squamata; Colubridae. The record is from RefSeq and is a predicted model, not a curated record. Gene Ontology annotation, biological process: negative regulation of transcription by RNA polymerase II; negative regulation of phosphatase activity. Gene Ontology annotation, molecular function: transcription corepressor activity; phosphatase inhibitor activity; chromatin binding. The transcript has 11 exons.